GACCAAAUAACACUUGGUCCUCGAACGGCACUGUCCCCAUAAAGGCGAUUCUCUUCGCGUUGGAACGAUGCGUGGAAUACAUAAGUAUCUGCGAGCAUGAGGAUAUCGAUGGACAAAAGUACAGGAACUUAUCAUCCUCUGACUGGGCUCUCUUCCUAGUGUGGCACGAACAAUUACUGCACAGACACGAAAUAUUGCAAAAGAAUCAGGGACUAGACAUAGAAGUAUGAAUCCAACACAGAUAUCGAAAGGAAGAUUAAUUCCAUCGGGUACUUUUGCCAGGAACUCUUACGGUUCACGGUUAACACUCUGAGAGAAAUGACACGGCGGCGACCUCAAAGUCACAUCGAUGGAAUGAGGAACGUGUGGAUCUUGAAGCCAGGUGACAAGAGUUUAGGAAGAGGUAUACUUUUGAAAAGUUCACUGAAAGGUAUCCUGAGCAAGAUACAUCAGACCACGAAGGAAUGUAUGCAAUACGUCAUACAGAAGUACAUAGAACGACCUCUGUUAGUUCAUAAAACUAAAGUGGAUGUUAGACAGUGGUUCUUGAUCACCAGCACGCAACCCCUUAUCGUUUGGAUGGAUAUUCUACUUCGUUUCGCGUCGAAAGAUUUUACGCUCAAGAGCUUUCACGAAUCGAUUCAUCUGUGCAAUACAACCGUGCAACUGAAGUACAGGAAAACAGUGAAACAAAAUGCACAGAUACCUAGCGAACUUCACUGGAAUCUUCAGAAAUUCAAGGAAUAUCUAAAAACGACCAAUCGGGAAUCGGCAUGGGAGAGGGUCAUCGAGCCGGGUAUAAAGCAGAAUUUAAUAGGUGCACUCCUGGCAUCUCAAGAAAACAUGGUCAAUCGCAAGAACAGCUUUCAAUUGUACGGUGCUGAUUUUUUAAUAAUGGAUGACCUGUCGGUCUGGUUGAUCGAAAUCAAUACGAACCCCCGACUACACCCGCCAAGUAGCUCGGUCACGGAAAAACUUUACCCGGAAGUGAUAGAGGAUACCAUGAAAGUGAUUCUAGAUCGACGUAAAAAUAAGAAGGCUACUCGUGGUAAAUUCGAAUGUAUUUUCAAGCAACGAAAUCCGUUUCAUGGACACGCUUUUGGGAAAGCUGCGAGCCUUGGAAUCCGAGGCAAGGCUUUAAUUUCAACUCAAGGUUUGCUUCGAAAACAGGCUGAUAAACUACACGAUAUAGUGCCCACACUAACAGUAAUACCACGGAGAAAAUAAGAUAACAAAUGUAAUAAAAACAUGUUUAUUUUACAAGUAACAAUGUUGCGGGUAUACAAUCCUAUAUAAACAGAUGUUUUGCUUUUCUCGUUAUAUUAAUACACAUCUAUACACGACUGCGUACAAGACAUACUCGUUCACGGUUCCAUUCAUACGUUUUUACACGUACAAAAUGAUCCAUUCAACGUGUCGUUUGUCUUUUUUUUUUUUAAACCGAUAUCGUUUUUUGCAUUGAUUUCAAUUAAAAACGAACAGUUUGUCUGGUUUUUAUCUGAACGAAUUCUGUAACAAAAUCUAGAUGUAUGAACGACCCAUAACAACUUUCGUUUAAUAUACUAAAAACAGGAAGGAAAAACAAAGAAAAAUAGAGUAAGUCUUCUUUUUUUACUAUUGCCUCGAAACUGGUGUUACAGAUACAGAUAAUUAUCUAUUCUCGUAGAAAAUUCUUUUAUGCGAUUGCGUUUUAUUACAAAAUCUACUUGGUCGUGUUAAUAAUAUGACCGUCUCAAAGUUACCAACUGCCAUCGACCUCAAAAUGCGAAUACCUUUAAUACGAUUCGUGAUUCAUUAAUAUAUCUAACUGAAAUAAAAUUAUUUUCUGUAUAUUAUAAUUACAGAGAAACGGUAGUAUUGUAUCAAUUGCAUCUGCAAUUUGUAAAACAUACCUAACUAGACUAGACCACACUUUCUGCCAGAAACAGAUCAAGCGAACCUUCAUCGAAUGUUUCUAUUGCGUUAGACGUAAAAAAAAAAAAAGAGAGAAUUUA
Messenger RNA from Osmia bicornis bicornis, 1994 nucleotides. RefSeq names its product tubulin glycylase 3A-like. Gene Ontology annotation, biological process: protein polyglycylation; cilium assembly; cilium movement. The record is from RefSeq and is a predicted model, not a curated record. The coding region runs from base 319 to 1227 and encodes 302 amino acids. Gene Ontology annotation, molecular function: protein-glycine ligase activity, initiating. The transcript has 6 exons. Gene Ontology annotation, cellular component: cilium. Lineage: Eukaryota; Metazoa; Arthropoda; Insecta; Hymenoptera; Megachilidae.